Messenger RNA from Gasterosteus aculeatus aculeatus (three-spined stickleback), 4371 nucleotides. The record is from RefSeq and is a predicted model, not a curated record. Lineage: Eukaryota; Metazoa; Chordata; Actinopteri; Perciformes; Gasterosteidae.
GAGGAACUGCAGCGAAAGCCCACUGACGUUAAACCGUAUGAUCAUUUGUUGUCUUGUUCUUUGCCGAUGAACAGCUCCCUGCGAGGGCGUUUUUCUUCAUUUGACACAUUAAAAAGUUAUACUUGCAUAAGUUAAUCCAGUACAUCAAUAUUUACAUUCAAGUUGUAGUGCUCAACUGGUAUAGCGUGGCAUUAAUUGAAAAUAGUCAAGCAACAUACGAGUAACAUCCAACAGCUUCAGUGAGUGUUCUGUUACAUUCCACAGCUGUUUAAUAAAAAAACAAGUUGCACAAUUAGAAAAAUGAUAGAAAGUGAAAACAUCUCAUAUCUACAGUGUUCUAUUUGAAGCUGGCAGAAUGAACGUGAAUUACAUAAACAUCUGUGCAGUUGCUCGUGUUCUGAUCAUGUCUUUACAGUCACACAGACUUUGCUGUAUGAGUCCUGGGGCAUUCUCAUCACGGCCAAUCAGAGAGAUACAGGAAGCCAAGCACAGCAACACUCCCCACCACUCACACUAACCGCAAUGACUGAAAAAAUCAUCCUUGAACAUUUGAAAAGCGCAAAGGGUGGAAAGAGACGGCAGAAAACCUCCAAACUGGGGAAAGAACCGUACCAGCGUGCAGUGUUACUGUUCAAGCCAUCCUCUCUAUGGAGAAGUCUGUCUGUUCCACACCGAGACGUUGCACACCAGUGGACGGGGAAACUCCGCUGCCAGAGGCCCUGAAUUCAAAGGACACAAUGAAGCAGUUUCUUUCAGAUCGUGUGGUAAAGGCAGCGAGGUCGGUCCACAGUGUCAUGAUCGAUGGGAACCCAGGUCUGAUUAGAGACAGAAAGCAUCACCUCAAAACAUACAGACAAUGUAGUUCGGGGAAGGAACUUGUGGAUUGGCUGAUGAAACAAAAUGAAUGCCUUCAAUCCAGGAGUCAAGCAGUUGGAAUGUGGCAGGUGUUGGUGGACGAAGGAAUCCUUGUUCAUGUGAAACAUGAAUUGAACUUCCAUGACAAGGAGACCCAAUUCUACCGCUUCCAGGACUCCGAGUUUGGACUGAACCACAUAUCCAACGAGAAGGACUCCGAGGAGGAGCUGCAGGAGAGCCUGUCGCUGUUAUCUCAGCUGGGACCCGACGCUCUGCUCACUAUGAUUCUACGCAAGUGCCCCAGUCAGAGGAGUGCCGAGGACCUGGAGGUCAUCUAUGAGGAGCUGCUCCAUGUCAAGGCUGUAGCUCAUCUCUCCACCUCGGUGCGUAAGGAGCUGGCAGCGGUGCUGGUCUUUGAAUCACAUGCCAAGGCCGGAGCAGUCUUGUUCAGUCAGGGGGAAAAAGGGACUUCUUGGUACAUCAUCUGGAAAGGCUCUGUAAAUGUGAUCACACAUGGGAAGGGCCUGGUCACUACGCUACAUGAGGGUGAGGACUUUGGGCAGCUGGCUUUGCUGAAUGAUGCCCCUCGUUCCGCCACCAUCAUCUUAAGAGAAGACAACUGCCAUUUCCUCCGCGUUGAUAAGCAGGACUUCAUACGCAUCCUCAAGGAUGUGGAAGCCAACACGGUGCGACUGGAGGAGCAUGGGAAGACUGUGCUGGUGUUGGAGAAGAGAACCGAGUGGGCCCAGCAGGGAGGGGCAGGAAACAGCAAGUACACAGUUAUGUCAGGAACACCUGAGAAAAUCCUAGAACACCUACUGGAAACGAUAAAGUUGGACUCCAAUGGAAACGACUCAAUAGAUCCAUGUGUGAGUGACUUUCUCCUCACUCACAAGGUCUUCAUGUCCACCAGCCAGCUGUGUGCUGCACUACAGCACCACUAUCAGGCGGAGCUGUCGGAGGGUUCAGAGCAGGAGCAGGCUUCCUACAUCCUCACCACCAAGCAGAAGGUGGUCAAGCUGAUCGGCCAGUGGGUGGCACUGUAUGGCCUUCUGCUGAAAGAAGACCCUGUUGCCUUGGACUCUUUGGAGAGGCUGAAGAAGGAGGUGGCGGGAGAUUUCCGUCUGUUCAGCAUACUGAAAGAACAAUUCAGGGAAAGGAGGAGAACAAAAGUGUCGGAGAACGGAUACCAGACAUUGAGCAGGAAUCAGCCAUUCGAUUGGUUUUCAAACUGCGAGGAGCCAGUGGGGAGGUUACAACCAAUCAGAGCUAAAGAUAAAGUGCUGUAUGAGAUUUACAGGCCAGACAACAAACCUCUCACUCUGAUGCUCCCAGUGAACACAUCUGUAAAGGAUGUGAUGUCAGCUAUCGUCAAACCUGGCGGGGAUCACAUCUUGGUCAAAAUGAACUCCAUGGGAGAAAGAGCUCAGUUAAAGAUGGAUGCGAAUGCAGUCUACACGGCUCUGGGCCUCAACGAGAGACUCUUCAUCUGCACAAGCAGCCAAGCAGAAAAACUGAUGCCCCUGAAGGAACAGCAAGGUCCAGAGCGAGGAACGACUGACCUCCUUGAACAGAUGGGCUCCAAAGACAUCGCCAAUGAGCUCACCAACUACGAUUGGGAACUGUUCACUGCCAUGCAUGAGGUGGAGCUGGUCUACUACAUAUUCGGCCUACAUAAAUUCCCCGGUGCCAUCACGGCUAACCUGGAGCGGUUUGUGCGUCGUUUCAACGAGGUGCAGUACUGGGUGGUAACCGAGCUGUGCAUCUGUGAAGACCUGGUGAAACGAGCCAUUCUGCUCAAGAAGUUCAUAAAGAUUGCCGCAGUAUUAAAGGAACAGAAGAAUCUCAACUCGUUCUUUGCCGUGAUGUUCGGUUUGAGCAACAGUGCAGUGCACAGGCUUUACAAGACCUGGGAGAGAAUACCCAGCAAGAUCAAACGAAUUUACUGCGCUUAUGAGAGGUUGAUGGAUCCCUCACGCAACCACAGGGCCUACAGGUUGGCUGUGGCCAAACUCAGUCCUCCUUACAUCCCCUUCAUGCCUCUGCUGCUCAAAGACAUGACGUUCAUCAAUGAUGGAAAUCCAAACUACGUAGACAAAUUGGUGAAUUUCGAGAAAGUGCGAAUGAUUGCCAAGACAGUGAAAAUUGUACGAGGGUGCAGAAGCCAGCCGUAUGUGCCAUCGUCUCCACAGAGGGGCCUGGCAGAUCGGAUGUUUCUGGAGGGGCCUUCCACUCGCAUAUCUACAUACUCCGAGCUCGCCUUUCCUCUGCGGAGUCCCAGCAGCAUCCGACACUACAUUCAGAACCUGAAAGUGAUCGAUAACCAGCGCAAGCUGACACAGCUCUCCAGAACAAUAGAAUGCUAGAGCAACAUCCCGCAAAUGUAUAAAGACUGUAGAACCGUAGAUGGACGUCUGGAGGUGCUGUUUGCAGUGUUAAUGCAAGGACUUCGAUUGAUGAGCUUUCUGCACACCAUCAAGAGGGGAAAAAAGUCUUGUGGGAACAGUUGUAUCCUUAAAAGUGAACCAGAAGAUCCAAUUCUCGAUCCAAAAAGCCUUACAACAGCGUGUGUGCCACAGUGGAAACAAAAGCUGUGCUACAUGUACAGUGAAGCAAAGUGUAAAGAUUCCUUGAUGUAACAUUUUGUAUAAAACUGUUGAUAUAUUAACAUUACAAAUGGGUCACUUAGUAUAUUCUGUUGCAAUGUUUAUUAAUGCAGUAGCUGAAGGGAGGUAAACUUGGACCAAAGCUGUUGCCCUAGCAACAGUGUGGCAAUGAAAAAAGGUCCUUACCGCCGUCUGUGGAUGUACAAAAGGGCCAUAAAAACACAACACAGAGCUUAUCACUUUAGUUCAGUUUUUUUGUGCACUAGUAGCGUUUCAUUUUACCCGAUUAUCCUUUUUUCUGGCAAUGACGCCACUAACUGACAUGCAUUAACUUUCAUAUGUUUUCUAAAUAAAUUAUUUUCUCUAUUAUGUGUGUCAAUGAAAGCACAAGUUUGUAAAAAGGAAAUAUUUUAUUAAAAGUACAAACUGUAACAGGUAAAAAGUGACCUAAAGACCCUCCCACUCCCCAUCUAUUCUCCUGAAAAAUGUUCUCCCCAAUAUGGGGUGAAAGAAAUUCACAACAAAUCAGUUAACCUUUGAUUUCAAAAAUACUCCCUGUCAUAAAUAUAUACAACACCUUUUUGGAAGUCCUUGAGAGCGAAAAUGGGCCAAGACCAGAAAAAGAAAGUAAAACACGGCUUCUCCCCCUGAUGUCACCAUAGAAGUAGUAAAAUGAUCAUUAUAAAUAAUGGGUUGCUAUUUUGAGUCGAGAACAGAAAAUUGAUUGUUGAUGUUUUAUAUAAACUACUAUAAGGGGGAUUUGAUGGAUCAUUUGACAAAUUGUAAAUCGCUAGCUGAUAAGAGGUUUAUGAGUGUGAUGAUGGAGGCAGACACAUGUAAAACUUAUGGUUAAUACGUCGUCUGUGUUUGGUCAGGUGCAACAGUAGAGCACAUAAAUUACAAAAAUAUG